Molecule: messenger RNA, 838 nt
Organism: Haliotis rubra (blacklip abalone)
Lineage: Eukaryota; Metazoa; Mollusca; Gastropoda; Lepetellida; Haliotidae
Exons: 4
Coding region: 109-633 (174 amino acids)
Source: RefSeq, a predicted model, not a curated record
CAGAACCAACAUGAUCCCAAACAGGAAGGGAACUAUCAUGAGAGUUAGCCGGACAUAUUUCACAGGAUUCAGCUUGUCAUUACACCUCGAACCACCAAGUCGUUCAAGAUGAACUUCAAGAAGCAGCUGUUUGGACUGCUGGUGGUUUUUGUGCUGUUAUCGGCGUCUCCCGGAUAUGCAGCUGUCUUCUACCACUACACCAACCAAGCCGGCGUUAACGGCAUUAAACAGACCGGCUAUAUCAAACAGAGUACUAAUCCGAAAUAUGCACACUUUGGAACAGGAGUGUAUGGCACAGGUCUGAGUCCCGACCACGGCAAGGAGGCAAUUGCUAAGAACAACUACCAAAACGGCUGGAAGGCAAAUAUGAACGCUGGGCGGGUAGAUUUUGCCUUCAAGUUCGACCUACCCAGUAACAGGGUGAAGACAUUUAUCCCGAAAGGCCGUAACAUAAUGCUGUACACUGGAGGGAACCUAACUCUUAGCGAAAACCCUUACACCGUGGAGGAGACACCCAAUGAUGCAAAUGUCCUGUUUAAAUCUCCUGGGUCCUUCGCUGCUAAGUUUGCUUCUUACAGUCCAUGUAUCGUCAUCAAUGCAUUCAUGGUAUUCACCAUCAUUAAGAUGUACUAAAUCAUAUGUGCAUCGCCUUUCGCCACGUUCAUAACAAACCUCGCUUUAUGUAGAAAAAAUUCCGUUCAUAGAUUUUGUGUCGUAUAUAUGAAACAACAGGAAGGUACAUUUUGCUAUCUAAAUGAAAACAGAUUAUUUGCACGUAUGUACCUUUUUCACAAUUGCUUGUAUGUCAUACACGAGUAUUAAUCGCAUUCUCAGAGCA